Messenger RNA from Hypanus sabinus (Atlantic stingray), 588 nucleotides. It is a transcript of the gene cbln4, whose product is annotated as cerebellin 4 precursor. Gene Ontology annotation, molecular function: protein binding. NCBI's taxonomy places the organism in Eukaryota, Metazoa, Chordata, Chondrichthyes, Myliobatiformes, Dasyatidae. The transcript has 3 exons. The record is from RefSeq and is a predicted model, not a curated record. Bases 1 to 588 code for a protein of 195 amino acids.
AUGCUGUCCAUGGUGCUGAUUGCAAUGGGGGCUCUGGCACUCAGUGCCGUGCCGGUGUUCACUCAGAACGACACGGAGCCCAUAGUCCUAGAAGGCAAGUGCCUGGUGGUUUGCGACUCCAACCCGACCGGUGACUCCAAGACAUCGUCCUCCUCCCCGCUUGGGAUUUCUGUCCGCGCUGCGAACUCCAAAGUGGCAUUUUCCGCCGUCAGGAGCACCAACCACGAACCAUCUGAGAUGAGCAACAAAACUCGGAUCAUUUACUUUGACCAGAUUUUGGUGAACGUGGGAAAUUGUUUUACUCUGGAGUCAGUCUUUGUAGCUCCAAGAAAAGGCAUUUACAGUUUCAACUUUCACGUUAUCAAAGUAUACCAGAGUCAGACGAUCCAGGUCAAUCUUAUGCUAAAUGGUAAACCAGUAAUUUCAGCCUUUGCUGGGGAUAAAGAUGUGACUCGUGAAGCUGCUACUAAUGGAGUCCUGUUGUAUUUAGACAAAGAAGACAAAGUAUAUCUGAAACUGGAGAAAGGUAACCUGGUUGGAGGAUGGCAAUAUUCAACGUUUUCUGGCUUCUUGGUUUUCCCUCUGUAA